UUUUUGUUUAAUCAGUAUUAAUUUAAUCUGAAUCUAAACUCAAUGUAACCCAAAGUGUUUGUCACCAAUCGUACUGAACUGUCAUUCACGAUUUAAUAUAAAUAUUAAAUGCUCAAAAAAUAUUUACCUUCAUUGAAUUGACAUAGUCAUAAACUAUUAAAAUGUCCAUAACAUAUAAUUUUGCUGGUAAAGUGGCCCUGAUCACUGGGUCAAGUUCGGGCAUCGGUGCGGCCACAGCCAUACUGUUUGCCAAAUCGGGAGCAAAUGUUGUGAUCACCGGUCGGAACGCCGAGCGAGUGUCAGAAGUGGCCAAACAGUGUCGGGAAGUGUCACCCAAUGGAUUGAAAGCACUGGAAGUGGUGGCAGACGUGACCAGUGAUAAGGAUCUUCAGCGACUGGUGGACACAACUAUCAAGACUUUUGGCAAAAUAGAUGUUUUGGUCAAUAACGCGGGUAUAGCCCGUGGGAGCAAACUUGAAGACAAAGAUUACAUCGAUGUCUACAAAAAUAUAAUGAAAGCAAACUUGGAUUCCGUUGUCUUUUUAACACAUAUUUGUGUCAAACAUUUGGAGAAAACUAAUGGAAAUAUUAUUAAUAUAUCGAGUAUUGCCGGCAUUCAAACGGCACAACAAUAUUCAGCGUAUUGUAUGUCAAAGUCAGCGCUGGAUAUGUUUACCAAAUGUAUUGCCGCAGAGUUGGGACCCAAAGGCAUACGCGUUAACAGUGUUAAUCCGGGUGUCGUCAAAACCAACAUAAUGGUAGCGGCGGGUGUAUCGGAGACCGAGUGCGAUAAGGCUAACGAGAUGUACGGCCGACUCUACCCAAUCGGUCGGUACGGCGAGUCGCCAGACAUCGCACACGCGGUCCUGUAUUUGGCUUCAGACGAGUCCUCAUUCAUCACGGGUACAGUCCUGGUGGCCGACGGCGGACAUCUGGCCGCUAAUGUUAACAUUUUUGAUUGAUUAAUUAGCAUCUUGCUAUUUUAUAAAAAAUAUUAAAACAAAAAUAUUUAAUUAAAUCAAAACAUGACCAGGUAUGAUUGUUGAAUAAACAUAUAAAACAAUACUU
Messenger RNA from Medioppia subpectinata, 1068 nucleotides. The record is from the annotation of a GenBank genome assembly. NCBI's taxonomy places the organism in Eukaryota, Metazoa, Arthropoda, Arachnida, Sarcoptiformes, Oppiidae.